This is a messenger RNA of Lineus longissimus, 3836 nucleotides long. RefSeq lists its product as uncharacterized. The coding region runs from base 265 to 840 and encodes 191 amino acids. Gene Ontology annotation, biological process: sleep; positive regulation of voltage-gated potassium channel activity; regulation of synaptic transmission, cholinergic. The record is from RefSeq and is a predicted model, not a curated record. NCBI's taxonomy places the organism in Eukaryota, Metazoa, Nemertea, Pilidiophora, Heteronemertea, Lineidae. The transcript has 7 exons.
UAUCGUUCAAUCGAUAUCGGUAAAGCGUACCAGUGCCUUAUGAUGUUGUAUUGGUACAAGCAAUCGCCUGCACUGGAAAGGAACCCAAGGAUAUCACCAGAACUCUGCACAGUUAACCGACCAAAGAAGCAUUGAGGGCCACCGUCACCCGCCAUUACGUUCAGUCGUACUUCCGUAUUAUGAUGGCUGAGAAAAGGAAUUGGACGUACCCAAGAGCUCGGUGAAUCACUCCCAGCAGAUCGACGCAUCGACAGACCAAUCAAAAUGCAGCAGAUAUUCUCCUGGUUGCUGUCCCUACUCAUAGUAUUAUUGUGUAACGUGGCCAAGACGGAAAGGCAACAGGGUCUAGCCAUUAGAACCAAUAAAGAGAAUGAUUCAACACUGUAUUUUUCACACUUUUUCUCUCGAAACCUAUUAUUUCAAAAAACCCGGAGGGGCGGGGGAACGAUUGGCUGUUACAUGUGCUCAUCCUACAACUAUUCCGAUCCAAGCUGUCACGAUCCAUUCGACCCCGCCUACAGCGUUUACAGGGAAAAGUGUUUUCAAGGCAAGGAUGGCCAUACGGGGGAAUUUCCAGCGUCGUACUGCAUCAAGAUAAAGGGAAUUCGAACAACCGAUGGCGUUGAGCUGGUAAUCCGGCGGUGCUCGUUAACCCGAUUAACCGAUCUUGACAACAAAAUCGGUCUUUUCCAAUGGGAAGAUCACAUUUAUGACGGGUGGCUCAACACUUGUGUGAUAGACGGUUGCAACUCGGCCCAGACAAUACAUGUUCAUCCAGUUUUAUUCACGUGCUGGAUUCUAACAACGCUACUUUUGCAACGACUGACGGAGUUGAGCUGAUCAUCCGGCGAUGCUCUCUUCGCCGAUUAACAGAACUUGACAGCAAAAUCGGUCUUUUCCAAUGGGAAGAGCAUGUUUAUGAUGGGUGGCUCAACACUUGUGUGAUCGACGGUUGCAACUCGGCCCAGACAUUACAUGUUCAUCCAGUUUUAUUCACGUGUUGGAUUCUAACAACGCUACUUUUACAAGUGUGUAAACGUUGGACUUAAUUGACGUCAUGUAAUUAACGUGAUUGACAGUUAAUUAAGUGUAUUUCUGUACGUUUCAGUUCGAUGGGACCAGUUGAAGGGUCGCAACGCAAAACACUUGAAAUGAUAAAAAUAUCGGUGUGAAAGCAAGUUUUCUCUUCCGGGAAAGUGUCCAAUGUCGGAUCUGAGGCCAGAAUUAGAAUGCCCACGAGAAAUGUGGUGUCGAUUCUCAAGGUUGAACCGUACGAGCACUGUAACACCUGUAGAACGUUAACUUAGAUACACUUGUAAUGACAGAACUGCGCUUUAGUGACAACGAAAAUUUAAAGAAAUUGAAUAUUAAUUGAAGAUCGAUGCUUAAUCAACCAACUCCAAGUGAGAUAUGUUGCUUUGCUUGCGGCCCUUCAGUGAAAGCAGAUGGCGUCGGUGUCCAAAGAAUAUUGAAUUGGACGACUGUUGUAGAAUGCUAUGUUUGUAUUUUUCAGUCUUCGACGGUCUUGAGGUGGUGUUUCGGCGCUGCUCGCUGGAGAGACUAACGGAGCUGGACAGCAAGAUUGGUCAAUUUAGAUACGAAGGCCACGAGUUCCGCGGCUUUCUCGGUACAUGCGUUGUUGACGGGUGUAACGCCGGGAAUAAACUGCACCUCAACCCGCUGUGGUGUCUCCUUGGGUUGAUUGGAACAUUUCUCUACAGAGUGGCUAACCAUUGGAUAUGAUCGAUAACAGAGACUUUGUUCUUUGUUUUUGUUGUGAUGUUUUAUUUAUUGGACGAAAGAUCUAAUUGGUAACCAUCUUCACCAUAAGGUGGCUUCACCUUGAAAACGGGCAGAGUAUUGAUGUAGGGCGAACGGCGGCGAACGGUGUGCAAAGAGAAAGAUACGAAAUACUUCCCACUUGCAAGAUGUUUGGACGAUAACACCGCUCGUACCAACAGUUACCGUUUUAGGCCCUUGACCUUCUUAGAGAAGACCGAGACUAAGGAAACCCUUCACCAAUAACCGCAGCCAUUGUGACGCAGAUCAUGGUUGUGUGUUCCUACCACGCCGUUGCCGAAGAACAGGCGUAGUGCGCCGAACAGUUCGUUUUCUGAAAAACGCCAUCUGCUUGUGGUUGCUUGAACUGUCAUUGUAGCUAUGAGGAUAUGGGUUACCUUGUAAGAAAUGAUUGGUCUUCUUUUCGUUCGCUAGAAUUGUUGAUACGAGAGACCGAUAGGUGGUGAUAAUUAAUAAUCUUGUUGCGCAAAGUCAAAUAUUGUAGAUAUAUACUUGUGCUUAGGCAUUGUACACACGAGUUUGUGAUCGUCGCGUUGAGGAAAGAGAAAUGUUUGGUCAGUGCUGAAGCUCCAAUUAUUAUCAAAACGAUGCGUGAUUGAAACAAACGGUUAGUUAGUAUUGGUCAGUUAUUGGGAUAGAGACAAAUAUUCUUACUUAAUGCUUGUGGGGAACCCUGACAAGGUUAUAUGGGGACAAGUAUCUAGACAUCAUCAACUUGUCCGGUUGAAACAGACAUGGAAGCGGGAUAUUCUGCCUGGCCCACAAAAGUUUUUUUCGGAAUCCCUGCGAAAACGCACCGGAAUUAGACAUUUUCUUCUUUAAGCUUGUGUUGACAUGGUUUCAUUUGCAAUUGGACUGAGGUAUGUACCGGUCCAAAUAAGGCUGGGGCUGGUUGAUAACUUGUAUAUAUGAUGUAAAUCACCUCCAAAUUCAAUUUAAUGUCAUCAUUGAAGAGAUGUCUGUUCGUCUGAUCGGGUCUGAUGGUCUAGUCUGGUCUUACCUGGCUAAAUACUCGCGGACCGACAAAAGGAUUAUUGAAACUGUUCUAGCCAUGAUAUUUGUAUAUAUUUUAGGUAAUCGUAUAUGUUUUCUAGUAACCAUCACACAGAGCAUGUUUUAUUUGGCUGAUUUGCCAAACUCUCGAUGUUUAAGUGACAUGCAUGGAUGUGUCAACGGCAAUUAUGCCGAUCUAUCGGCGUGUGGGUCAGCUUAUCCUUCCUUGACGGAGAAGACGGAGACUUUUGGACUGACGCGCACCGCCGAUAAAUCGGCAUGACCCACGAGUAAAAUGCUGUAGUCCGACUCCCAUAUAUGCUGGGUUCACGUACAGUUCACGUUUUCACUUGUAACGGUGGACAGUAACCACGCGAGAGAAACAUCUUUGAAAACCUUUGGAUGAGGCUUUAAUUAUUGAAUCGUUUUCUUUCAAUUCGAGAUGUCUGAUAAUUCAUUAAAAACUAUAUCUAUUUAUUGGUAUACAUUUCAUGUAUUUUGAUUCAGGUUGUAUAUAUUUUGAUUGGCAAAGCUAAGUGCUCUUUAAGCAAAAACCUUGAAAAAUGAGUGACGGCUUUCACCAUUGAGUUUAAGAUAGGACAAUGAUUUCCAUCGAAAACGGUUGGUGCAAGUGCAUGUGUAAUUUGAAGAGGUUUAUCGUCCGCAGACUAGCGAUUUUUUUUCUUUAAGCAGUAAGCAGAUAUUGAGCGAGGCCUGUCCAGUUACUCGACAAUAAGUUGUUGCCCUGGUGUGGCCUUGAGUCAAGUUGGUCUAUUUCUCAUUGUCUAAAUGCGCCAGGGACUUAUCUUCAGCUGCCGAGGGUGGAUUCGUGGAAAUUUCUCCGGCUUCUAAACUGAGCAGAAUGCAAAAAUGUAACGACAGUGUGAGACAAGAAGGACAAAAGACUUAGCAUAGUUCCUAUUUCUUUCCUCAAUAAAGAAAAUGUCCAUCGUUUCAAUAUGUUUGUUGUUGUUGUCUUAAGGUUUUUAUUAUCAUACAAUAUGUAGAUAUUUUGAGAAAGUAAAGAAACACCUCAUAUUUCA